AGCCUCCAGAGACCACACCCUGUGUCUCCUGUCCCUCCAGGCAGUCUCUGGAGCUCUGCCCAUGAGCACAGUUGCAGCCUCCAGGAGGAGAUGCCAUGACCUUCACCGUCACAGCCCUGCUCUGUCUGGGACUGACUCUGGGCCUGGGGACCCCAGUGCUGGCAGGGGCCCUCCCUAAGCCUGUCCUCACAGUACAGCCAGACUCUGUAGUCUACAAGCAGACUACAGUAACCUUCUUCUGUGAGGGGACCACAGGAGGCAAAGCAUACAGACUCUAUAAAGAGGGAAACCAAAGAAUAAGGCGCACAGACUUUCCACAACAAAAGCCUAAGGACAAGGCUGAAUUCUCAAUCUCAAAAAUAGACCACAACCAUGCAGGACGAUAUCACUGUCAAUAUCAGAUCUACGAUGGAUGGUGGUCAGAGUUCAGUGACUCCCUGGAGCUGGUGGUGACAGGAGUCUACAGUAAACCCAGCCUGUCAGCCCAGCCCAGCCCUGUGGUGACUGAAGGAGGGAAUGUCACCCUCCAGUGUGGCUCAGGGCAGUCAUAUCACAGUUUUGUUCUAACUAAGGAAGGACCUCAGAAGCUCUCCUGGACACUGGACUCACAGUAUAACCUCUAUACUGGACAGUUCCAGGCCCUGUUCUCUGUGGGCCCUGUGACCUCCAGCCAAAGGUGGACAUUCAGAUGCUACAGCUUUAACAAGUACAGACCACAGGUGUGGUCAGAACCUAGUGACCCCCUGGAGCUCCUGGUCUCAGGAAUCUACUACAACAAACCCAGCCUGACAGCCCUACCCAGCCCUGUGGUGACCUUAGGAGGGAACAUGACCCUACAGUGUGUCUCAAAGGAGGGAUAUGAUAAAUUCGUUCUCACCAAGGAAGAUCAGAAAUUCCUCAGCUCUCUGAACUCACAGUUUAUACACAGUAUUAUGCAGUACCAAGCUUUGUUCUCUAUAGAUCAUGUAACACCAGACCACAGAGGGACAUUCAGAUGUUAUGGUUACUACAACCAAACUUCACAGUUGUGGUCAAUACCCAGUGAGCCCCUGAAAAUACACAUCUCAGGUCUGUCCAGGAAGCCCUCCUUGCUGACUCACCAAGGCCAUAUCCUGGACCCUGGAAAGAGCCUCACCCUGCAGUGUUGCUCUGACAUCAACUAUGACAGAUUUGCCCUGUUCAAGUUGGGGGGAGAUGACCUCACCCAGCAUGAUGGCCAGUGGACUGAGGCUGGCCUCUCCAUGGCCAGUUUCACACUGGGCCCUGUGAGCAGCUCUACUGGAGGCCAAUAUAGAUGCUAUGGUGCACACAACCUCUCUUCUGAGUGGUCAGCCUCCAGUGACCCCCUGGACAUCCUGAUCACUGGACAUUUUCCUGUCAGUCCUUUCGUCUCAGUGAAGCCUGACUCCACAGUACACUCUGGAGACAACGUGACCCUGCUGUGUCAGUCAACAUACCCGGUGGACACUUUCAUUCUGUCCAAGGAGGGAGCAGCCCAACAACCACAGCGACUAAAAUCAAUGUUUCAAAUCUGGGAGUUCCAGGCAGAAUUCUCCUUGAGUGCUGUGACCUCUGACCUCUCAGGCACCUACAGGUGCUAUGGAUCUCAAGGUUCAUCUCCCUACCUGCUGUCAUAUGGCAGUGCCCCUGUGGAGCUCAUGGUCUCAGGAUCCAUUGGAGCCUCCAGCCUGUCACCCUCAAGGCCCAUGCCAACAGAUGCCUCAAAGAACCAGGAUCACACAGUGGAGAAUCUCAUCAGGAUGGGAUUUGCUGCCAUGAUCCUCAUAGUCCUUGGGAUUCUGGUCUUUGGAGCUUGGAGCAGCCAAAGGCAGGCCCACCAUGCAACUGAGAAGUAAUCAGAGAAGAAAGAAGUACAUCUCUCAAGGUUCCAGAGCCUUGGAAAUAAAUCUGAUGAUCCCAAGAAUUCUGUAAGAAAAUCCAGUUCUUACACUGAGGAACUGGAGAGAGAAUGUCCAGGGAACAAAUGUGUUUUGGGUGCAGAGGUAACCUUGGGUAUGAUGAGAUCCUUCCUCAGCAAAUGAGUUUACAUCCCUCCACCUACUGUGGGUGUUUGCUGACUAAACCAACUCCUUUAUUGAUCUAUAUAGUGAGGGAAUAUCCUGUCUCAUCUGCCAGGCUUCCAUCCUCAUUUUUGUACAUUCCCCUCCAUGUGUAAUUUUCCAUUUUUAAUAAAUUGCCACAUUCUCUAUGGCAGAAGCUUCUCUCUGUUGAACUAGAAAUAAAGAAUGUGCCUCAAUAACAAAAUAGACAAGUAAAGUCAGAGCCCAGAAUUCAAAGUCACUCUGCCUGUGAUGUCUCAAAACUCUCUUUGUGACCCUCCAUUCUUUCAGACUUCAACACAUGUUCUUCAUGGAGUUUCUCUUGAAAUAUAAAGCCAAUGUCACCCCACUGGUAGAACAAAGACUAGCUGGCAAGACAAUGUGGGUAGUACAUUGAAAGUGUUUUCUUAACACAAAUUUCUGAUUUAUAGCAAUUGCUAACCACUGCAAACAUCCCCAUCAAAGAAACCUUCACAACAGCAAAGUAGUAUCACAGGUGUGAGGGUGGUGAGUUUUGAAUGGAAUUGGUGUUUUUCGUUUCAUUUUCCACUGUCUAUUUCUCAUAUAUGAAAAAGCAAUUGGCUUGCAGAUCAAUCAUCCCAGAUUCACCUUGCUAGAAAGACUUAUUCUACAAUUCAUAAUUUCUACAUAGACAAUCACAUUAUGUUCAAACAAUGACAGUGCUAUUUCUCUCUCUCUCUCUCUCUCUCUCUCUCUCUCUCUCUCUUUCUCUCUCUCUCUCUCUCAUCCUAUACUUCUGUUUCUGUAUUAGCUAAGUCUUCAAGUACAAAGCUGAAAAUGUGUGAAGAGAGGUGACUCUUAAUUUCUUCAAGACUUAAUGCAAAAUUUCUGCUUUUUCACCAUUCAGUAUGAUACUAACAUUGGUAUUUUGGUACAUUAAUUAGUCUGACUCAGGAGGUUCCCUGUGUCAAAUUUCCUGUGACUGUUCAUGAUGAAUGGCUGUGGGACACUGACAAAUACUGACUCUUCAUCAAAAACUGCCUCCAUUAUGUAUGUUUUUAAUUUUAACCUUGUUACUAUCAUCAAUACCAUAUAUGUUCAAUGUUGGAUGGGAUUUACAUGAAUGGAUAAAUUCUACUUUUUCA
Molecule: messenger RNA, 3166 nt
Organism: Peromyscus californicus insignis
Lineage: Eukaryota; Metazoa; Chordata; Mammalia; Rodentia; Cricetidae
Product: leukocyte immunoglobulin-like receptor subfamily A member 6
Exons: 9
Coding region: 96-1856 (586 amino acids)
Biological process (GO): cytokine-mediated signaling pathway
Molecular function (GO): inhibitory MHC class I receptor activity
Source: RefSeq, a predicted model, not a curated record